AUGGCUGAGGCAGGGCCGAGCAGCUGUGAUGGCGAGCCCAUCGAGCUUGGCAUGCUCGGUCUUCGCAUCGCCUCCAUAUUCAUCAUUCUUGUCGCAUCCCUUUUCGGCGCAGUCACCCCCAUCCUCAUGGCUCGUCAGACCAAGGUGCGCGUUCCGAGCUUCACCUUCUUCAUUUGCAAGUACGUCGGUACCGGCGUCAUCGUUGCCACCGCCUGGAUGCAUCUUUUGGAUCCAGCAAUCAAACAGCUCGGGGACGCCUGCGUUCAGGAGAGAUGGCUUGGCUCCUACCCCUGGCCCCUGUGCAUUGCUCUCAUGACCAUCAUGGUCAUGUUCUUCGUCGAGCUCAUGGUGGCCCGUUUCCACAAUGAUGACGACGACGCCCACAGCCAAACGACUGGCUCCGACUCUGGCUCCGACCUCAACGAGGUCAUGGCUACCAAGAGAACGAGGGCGCAAAGGGCCAGAAAUGCCCAAUCUGAGCCCGACGUGGAGAAUCAACGGUCUCUCGGGGGCGCCGAUUCGACCACAUUCCCAGGACGCCCCGACGAUGUCAGCUACCCCCCGGCCGGCGAGGUUCAUCUUGCGCGUCGCCACAGUCGCACAGAAACGGCCUCGCACGGCGCGUUGACCGGCCAGCUCACGGCCAUCUUCAUUCUCGAAUUCGGUGUCAUUUUUCACAGUGUCUUCAUUGGACUCGCACUUGGUACCACCGGGACGGAUGAGUUGAGGAUCCUGCUCGUGGUUCUCGUCGUCCAUCAAACGUUUGAGGGUCUUGGUCUAGGAUCCCGACUUGCCGUCGCCAAAUGGCCCGAGGACAAACAGUGGCUGCCGUAUGUCCUGGCCCUGGGAUUCGCCCUCUCUACGCCCGUGGGUGUUGCGGCCGGCGUGGGCGCGAAACCCACCAACGCGGCCAUCCAGAAGCUCGUCAACGGCAUCUUUGACUCCAUUUCCACCGGGAUCCUCAUGUACACGGGACUGGUCGAGCUCUUGGCCCAUGAGUUCAUGUUCAACCCUCACAUGCGCCGCGCGUCGCUGAAGAUUCAAUUGUUAGCGUUUGGAUGUGUCACCUUUGGUGUCAUCGUCAUGGCAUUGUUAGCCAAAUGGGCCUAG
Metarhizium album ARSEF 1941 is the source of this 1110-nucleotide messenger RNA. RefSeq names its product membrane zinc transporter. Gene Ontology annotation, molecular function: low-affinity zinc ion transmembrane transporter activity. Gene Ontology annotation, biological process: zinc ion import across plasma membrane. Lineage: Eukaryota; Fungi; Ascomycota; Sordariomycetes; Hypocreales; Clavicipitaceae. Gene Ontology annotation, cellular component: plasma membrane. The transcript has a single exon. The record is from RefSeq and is a predicted model, not a curated record. The coding region runs from base 1 to 1110 and encodes 369 amino acids.